AUGGCGGGAACUGGCGGUACGCGAGCGAAGACUGAGCCCACGACGCUUGAUUUCAGCAAGGAAGUUAGCUCCUCUGAAGUCGCAGCUCCGCAACCAGUUGUCAUUGACCUGACGGAAAUCUCGGAUCCGCCAGCCAUCGUGCUCAUCGACAUUGACAGCGACGAAGAGCACUGCAUAAAACUCAAGGAUAAACCAUGGACAAUGGUGAAGCUGCCGUCGCUCUUCCCACGUCAUUGCGUGCCGCCUCGCAAACGAAUCUACGCCCGACGGUACAUGUUCCGAAGCACAAACAACGAAACAUGGGGCUUCAACUUGAACCAAGACGGGACAGUCACACACGUCCUGGAGUUCCCUGGUGCCGCCGCCGCCGACUACGCAGGGUGCUGGUAG
This is a messenger RNA of Aphanomyces astaci, 390 nucleotides long. RefSeq lists its product as hypothetical. Bases 1 to 390 code for a protein of 129 amino acids. NCBI's taxonomy places the organism in Eukaryota, Oomycota, Saprolegniomycetes, Saprolegniales, Verrucalvaceae. The transcript has 5 exons. The record is from RefSeq and is a predicted model, not a curated record.